Messenger RNA from Neoarius graeffei (lesser salmon catfish), 4395 nucleotides. It is a transcript of the gene mat2aa, whose product is annotated as methionine adenosyltransferase 2Aa. Gene Ontology annotation, molecular function: ATP binding; methionine adenosyltransferase activity. Gene Ontology annotation, cellular component: methionine adenosyltransferase complex; cytosol. Lineage: Eukaryota; Metazoa; Chordata; Actinopteri; Siluriformes; Ariidae. The record is from RefSeq and is a predicted model, not a curated record. The coding region runs from base 106 to 1275 and encodes 389 amino acids. The transcript has 9 exons. Gene Ontology annotation, biological process: S-adenosylmethionine biosynthetic process.
CGACCUGAAAAGCGAUUGAUCUGCGUCUCACAGUUAAACAGGCGUUUAGCUUUUAGCUCUUCUAUUUUGCUCUCUUUAGUGAAAUUUACAAGUUAAUUUAUUAACAUGAACGCUCACGGUGGUGCCGAUGGCGAUUGCUUCCUGUUCACUUCUGAGUCUGUCGGUGAAGGACAUCCCGACAAGAUUUGUGACCAGAUCAGUGAUGCUGUACUGGACGCUCAUCUCAAGCAGGACCCUAAUGCCAAGGUUGCAUGUGAAACCGCGGCAAAGACUGGAAUGAUCUUGCUUGCUGGUGAGAUCACAUCAUCUGGCCAUGUUGACUACCAGAAGGUUGUUAGAGAUACCAUCAAGCAGAUCGGCUAUGACGACUCCAGUAAAGGGUUCGACUACAAGACCUGCAAUGUCCUUGUGGCUCUGGAGCAGCAGUCUCCAGACAUUGCCCAGGGCGUCCACAUAGACCGCAAAGAGGAGGACAUUGGUGCUGGAGACCAGGGUUUGAUGUUUGGCUAUGCCACUGAUGAGACCGAGGAGUGCAUGCCCCUGACUAUCAUCCUGGCACACAAGCUGAAUGCUAAACUGGCUGAGCUGCGCCGCAGCGGAGAGCUGUCAUGGCUGAGGCCUGACUCAAAAACUCAGGUGACUGUGCAGUACCGUCAGGACCGUGGCGUGAUGGUACCGGUCCGUGUGCAUACUGUGGUGAUCUCUGUACAGCAUGAUGAAUCCGUCACGCUGGAGCAGAUGCAUGCUGCAUUGAAGGAGCAGGUGGUGAAGGCAGUGGUGCCCAGCAAAUACCUGGAUAAAGAUACUAUCUACCACCUGCAGCCCAGCGGGCGCUUUGUUAUUGGAGGACCCCAGGGUGAUGCUGGCCUGACUGGACGCAAGAUUAUUGUGGACACGUACGGAGGAUGGGGUGCUCACGGUGGUGGUGCUUUUUCUGGAAAAGACUAUACUAAAGUGGACCGUUCUGCAGCGUACGCUGCUCGCUGGGUUGCCAAGUCACUGGUUAAGGCAGGGCUUUGCAAACGUGUCCUUGUACAGCUGUCGUACGCCAUCGGCGUGGCCCAUCCUCUCUCCAUUUCCAUCUUCCACUAUGGCACCUCUGAGAAGAGUGAGAAGGAGCUGCUUGAAAUUGUGAAAAAGAACUUUGACCUCCGCCCUGGUGUCAUUGUCAGGGAUCUGAACAUGAAGAGGCCAAUCUACCAGCAAACCGCUGUGUACGGCCACUUCGGCCGCGAUGGUUUCACAUGGGAGGUGCCUAAAAAGCUUCAGUAUUGAUGUAACUGCAUCCAGUCAUCAGGUUUACCCAAGGCGAACCUGGCUGCUCUGAAAACCUUUACCCGCACGCUUCAACUUAGAUGUAUAAAUCCGUCCUUCCACUUGUACCCGCUCAGCACUUCAUCUAAAGCUAUAAUCCAUUUCCUGUCUCUUUUUUAGAAGUGUCGUAUGACCGCUUGAAUAGUGUUGUCCUGCAUCCUACUGAAGUUGAUUGCACAAAUUUGUUAAUGCAGAUUGCUAUGCAUUUGUCACAUGAAGCACUGAAGCCAAUCAAACUUUAGUCCAAAUGAGUAAGCUUACCCGUCUGUUCUCGCUUCUUGAAGGCCGAUCUUGUGACCAAUUGUUUCGAAACAAUCUUUCAGUUCUCCGUUCAUUCACUGUCCAUGUAAGGGAGAGAUGGCAGCAGUAUCCAGUUUAGAAAUAAGACUGCUGCUUCACUCAUUCACUGCUUUCUUCAUACUGUGUCUUCUGCCAUUACUGCUGGGCUCAGGCAAUUACUAAAACCCAGGAUGGAACAAGAUUUCACUGGUUUUAGCAAUGAAACGUGAGGUCACUGCCUGAGUAAUGUGUUCCGUCCUGGGUUUUAGCAAUGACCCUCAGCUCACUCCAGGAGUACUGGUGCAACUGAACUCUUCUUUUAAAAAUAAAUACUUUUUUUCUUUAAUUGGUACUGCACCCUCUUUCAAUACAGGCUUGUAGCCAACGCUCCUCACGAGAUCAGAGGUCUCGUACAAAUCCUCAGUAAAAUGUGCAGAGACCGCUUCAUAGCUGCCCAAUGUGCCUGUGAACUUCUCACAAAAUGUGUCAAUCUUGCAGUUUGAGCAUUCUUGGGCCAUGAAUGCAAUGUAAAGCCACCUUCUGUUAUGUUGCUGCACCUGCCAAAAACGUAUCUACGUGGCAUGGUGAUAGAUUGGCUCAAAAUGGAGGAUUGGAGUUGCAGUCAGCGUGGGUUUUUUUUUUUUUUUUUUAAGUAUGGCAGAAAUGGUAAUGAAACCGAUAGACUUCCUGCUGUGACAUUACAGACAUCAAGAUCAUUCACUCAGACCACUACCUAGAUAAAUAACUUCUAAUCGUUAACAAUUACUAUAGACUUAUUGAUGCUUUGUUACCAUGGGAAAUUGUACCUCAACAUCAAUGUCCUUGACCUGUGGUGUCCCCCAGGGGUCGAUUCUUGGACCAUUACUAUUCAACCUUUAUAUGCUCCCACUUGGGCAAAUUAUCAAGAACAAUUCAAUUUUAUAUCACUGCUAUGCAGAUGACACCCAAAUUUAUCUUGCUCCAUCACCUAAUGAUUAUGCCCCCCUUGAAUGUCUCUACCAGUGUAUCGAUCAAAUCAACAACUGGAUGUCUCAGUUUUCUUCACAGAUAAAACAGAAGUAAUUCUAUUUGGGGGAAAAAAGAUGAAAGACUCAGGAUUACCACUAUUCUUGACACAAAGGGGAUUAAAACAAAAGAAAUGGUUAAAAGUCUUGGUGUUUUCAUUGACAGCGAGCUAAACUUUGACAGUCACAUGAAAGCAAUCACUAAAAAAAACAUUUCCAAACUAAGACUUGUGUCAAAAAAUGAUCUGGAAAAACUUAUACAUGCCUUCAUCUCUAGUAGGAUUGAUUACUGCAAUGGCCUUUUCACAGGCCUGCCAAAAAAAACCCCGUCAAACGACUUCAGCUGGUUCAAAAUGCAGCGGCUAGGGUUCUCACAUGAACAAAAAGAACAGAGCACAUUACUCCAAUUCUAAGGUCCCUUUACUGGCUUCCAGUAAGCUACAGAAUUGACUUUAAAGCAUUGCUGCUGGUGUACAAAUCUCUAAAUGGUACAGGGCCCAAUUACCUCUCUAUGUUGCAGCGGCCUAACCCAAUCAGAUCUACCAAAUCGCAGCAGCAAAAUUUACUGGUAAAACCUGUAAACGAUUUUAUUCUGUUUUUUAAAAUUGAACUUUUAUCUCACUAUUUUAUUUCUACUAUUUAAUUCUUAUUAAUUUUCCUCCCCAUUUAUUUUAUUUACUAUUUACUGUUUUGCUUUUACUUCUGUAAAGCACAUUGAACUGCCACUGUGUAUGAAAUGUGCUAUAUAAAUAAACUUGCCUUGCCUCGCUUAAAACUAUUCCUGUGCUAUUCUUGAGACCUCAAGAAAUUUAACAAGUGAGGCCAUGGCUCUGCAUAUAUGCUUUAAUGAUUCAUUUAUUUUAAUGUGAUCAAAACCUGAGGAUCAGAGCAACAUUUAAGUCCAAAUGGUACCAAGGUAUGGUUGGAGUAUAACUCCAGACCUGUUUCAAUUAAACAUGUAUUUUUGUUAAAUGGUGUUUCAGUUGUCUAUGGAUCUCAGUCCUUGCAGACCACAAGUUCUGGUGUGCUACAGAGAAGCCAGAAGCUGUGAUCAGCUGUGGUGCUGAAGGAUUUAAUUCCUGACUCCACUCUCCUUUCUAUUUCUUAGAUUUAUUUUUUUAUAGAGUAAAUCUAGUACUUAAGACAUCAGUGAAGUCCCUGCACUUCCCCCUCCGUGUGCAGUCGAUAGCCAGUGUGGUUACAGAGAAGCUGAGCUCCCUCACUGCUGCAGAGGGGUUUCCUUCACUGUUUUAAUUGCACCAGUUCCAGGCCCCGCUGCCCAUAUGGAAGUCAGGGAGCCUAAAAUUGAGUUUUUGUAUACAAUCCUGAAAGUGAUCCGUGUAUUUGCCCAAUGUUCCACCCUGUGACAUCCUCAUUGCAUUGUACAGAAAAGCUUGGAGGCUCUAACACUGGGUGGUUUUUGAAGCUGUGACCAUUGUUGCCUGUUUUAGUUUUUCUAGGGAUUGCAGACCAAGGCUAGUCAUUAAUGCUCAUGUGCAUGUAUAACCUGCCCUACAACUGGGACAGAAGCAAGUGUUUGGCCAGUGUUGUACAGAGAAACUGGCCAUGUUUACUUUUGCUCUACUUGGUUGUUAAAAGAUCUCGAUUAGUGCACCAGAUUAGCGUACAGGAAGCAAAAGUGCCUUCUCUUGUCUUUCUCCUGCUCUACCCCUCUCCAUCCACCAUGCUGUCUCUUGCUGUGAUGAUUGUACCUGCUGCAGUUCCUAAUUUAUCCACCACCAUUUCUACAGUAUUUCAUAUGGUUUCCUGACUUUAAAUAAAUUCUGCUUGCACCGCC